AGCAACAGCAGCAAGCUGGCUGAAAGGUCCCGGGGGUGUUUUCAGGACCCUGGUGUGCUCCUCGCUUUCUUCUGCUUCUUCCUCUUCCUCUUGGUCAGAUGAUCUCCUUCGGCAAAUGGACCGCCGUGACGCCUGGGACCGCUUCUACACCGCAAAGGAGAGAGGAGCUUCACGUCCUGGCCACUUUGACUGGUUCUUUUCCUAUGAAGAUGUCUCUGGGUUCCUGCUCUCCUUCCUUCAGAGCUCGCUGGCCGGCCGGACCCAAAUACUAGACGUCGGCUGCGGCACGUCUGCUUUAAGUCUGGGGCUCUUUCGAGACUCGCUCCGGCAACUUCACAUCUCGUGCUUGGACUUCUCCCCUCCAGCCAUUGACUCCCUGCGCCAGCUGGUGAGGGAGAGCCCCCCACCGGGGCACCCUCUUUCAGAACUGCACUGCUACCUUGCCGAUGCCACUGCCCUGAGCAGCACCUUCGAGGAGGGAUCGUUCCACCUCAUCCUCGACAAGGGGACCUGUGAUACGCUGCUACGAUGCCCCCAGGGCCCGGGAAGAGCCAAGACGUUGGUGUCAGAGUGCCUGAGGGUGCUGAGGCCCACGGGGAACCUGCUUCAGUUUUCCGAUGAGGAUCCGGAUGCCAGGGUACCGUUUUUGGAACAGGCAGGGGGGGUGAAAGUUACCGUGAAGGAAAUCACGCAUAUCAGUGGCAUCUGUUACUACGCUUACGUAGUAAGCCCAGACUCUUCAGGGACCAGUGGAGCUGCCAAAUAGAAGAGGAACCGAAAAAACUGUAUCCUAUGGGGGUGAAGUAAAACCUUCGAGGCCAGCUGGGGUUCAGAAACUGGGUGCUAGCUAAUGCUCUUCGAGGAAUCAAUUGUGUAGUGUGUGGCAGCAUCUGCUCUCUGGAACUCCCCGCCACUUGAUUUGAGGCAGGCGCCUUUGCUGUGCUGUUUUUAAUGUCUGCUGAAAACUUUUUUCUGUGUAAGCAAGCCUACCCAGGGAAGAAAGAGCUGGAGGGAGAAAGCAACAGGAAUGGCAAAAGGGAAUGAAAAUGAGCCGGUUGAGAGUUCUUCUCGUUUAUUACAUUUCUCACACACCCUUCACCAUCGGGUUCCAGGGUGGGUUACAACAAUUUAAAAACACAUUAUUUUAAAAUAAGUUAGAACAAAUGACAGUCGAGAGAAUAGGGUGGGUUCUAAGAUAUACAUACCAGUAUACCUGAGGUGUCAAAGAAGUUAAUCUUCGGCAUAUGACAAAAAUUACAUAACGUAGGUGCCAUAGACAACUCUGUGGGGAGGAAUUUCACAAUUGAGGAUCUGCCACCACCCCAGAUUUGUGAGGGUGGUGGAACUACUAACAGGGCCCACUCAGCCAAUCCUAACACUCGAGAGGCAGCCAUUCAGAUACCGGUUAUUUGGGGCCUAAGUAAUUGAGAACUCCAGACAUUAACCCGGCUGCUGCAAUUUGGGCCAUUUGACGUUUCCAAACUAUCUUCAAGGGCAGCCCCGCAUGCAGUGUGUUGCAGUAAUCCAGCUGGAAGUUACCAGAGGGUGGAACACAGUGGCCAAGUCAUUUCUGUCCAAAAGCUGGCAAACUGGCUGAAGCUCGAAAUAAGCACCUGAGGCUUCAGUGACAGGGCUGGAUCCAGGAGUUACCCGCAAGCUACAGACCUGCUCCUUCCAGGUCUGCAUGUAUAU
Lacerta agilis (Sand lizard) is the source of this 1692-nucleotide messenger RNA. It is a transcript of the gene CSKMT, whose product is annotated as citrate synthase lysine methyltransferase. Bases 116 to 766 code for a protein of 216 amino acids. The record is from RefSeq and is a predicted model, not a curated record. Lineage: Eukaryota; Metazoa; Chordata; Lepidosauria; Squamata; Lacertidae. The transcript has 2 exons.